Molecule: messenger RNA, 3193 nt
Organism: Prosopis cineraria
Lineage: Eukaryota; Viridiplantae; Streptophyta; Magnoliopsida; Fabales; Fabaceae
Product: receptor-like protein EIX2
Exons: 1
Coding region: 1722-3002 (426 amino acids)
Molecular function (GO): protein binding
Source: RefSeq, a predicted model, not a curated record
CGUUUUGCUAUUCUCUUCUUCUUGUCUGAAAUUGUAGGAUUAGGCUUGUGUGGGAAUUUAACAGUGGCAUGCUUAGAAAAAGAGAGGCAAGCUCUUCUCAAGUUCAAAGCGACCCUCACCGAUCCAUCAGACAGGCUUUCUUCUUGGAAUUCCAACGAUUGCUGCCAUUGGAAUGCUGUGACCUGUGACAGUGUUACCGGUCACCUUCUCAAGCUCGAUCUAAGGAAUCCAUGUUACAGCUCAACGGACGCAAUUUGUGACUAUAGCCAACAAUCUGUUGCAGCUUCACAAAUUGAUCAAUCUCUCAUGCAAUUGGAACGCUUGAGUUACUUGGACUUGAGUGGAAACCAAUUUCAUGCUGCUCCAGUUCCUCUUUUCUUUGCUUCUCUGCAUCAGCUAAGAAAUCUUUCUCUCUCCAACGCUAAUUUUAGCGGGAAGAUUCCUUAUAAUCUUGGCAAUCUCACGAACCUACUCCAUCUUGAUCUCAGCGUCAAUGGUUUCCAACUCACUGACAUGAACUGGGUUUCUGGGCUUCGGUCACUGCAAAGCCUUGACAUGCAUGGUGUAGACCUUGGGAAAGCACAUGAUUUAUUCCAGGUAUUUUACAAGCUUCCUUCCUUAUCAAGUUUGAAUUUAGCGGAGUGUGAAAUUCACUCCUUGAUUCCUCCUCUUCACUCUCUGAAUUUGACCUAUAUUCCAAGGAUUCAAGUUCUUGAUCUCACUUACAAUUCACUUGAAAGUCGCAGUCUUGAUGUUCUCCAAAACAUGACUUCUCUUAGAGUCCUUGCCCUUCCUUUCAACAAUCUAAGUUCGUUGCCAUUGUGGCUCGGUAAAUUUGAUAAGCUUGAGGAACUCUAUGUUGCUUAUAAUGGACUUACAGGUCCGCUUCCUCUUGCUCUCCAAAACUUGUCUUCCAUGAGAGUCCUUGACCUUUCUUCCAACAAUCUCACAAGUUCUGUUCCGUCAUGGUUAGCUGAGCUAACAAACCUUCGCCAGCUAAUUCUUUCCUCAAAUAAUUUCACUUCUUUAGAAUCUUCUCUAUCUUUGAUUCUGAAGAACAUGUGCCGUUUGAAAAGAUUAGAUUUUUCAACCAACAAUUUCCAUGGAAAAGCAUUUGGAAGCUUUGAAUCUGGAUGUGUCAAGCAUGAUCUUGAGCAGCUUGACUUGAGCUCUAAUAAAUUUGAGGACUAUUUACCGAGCUGGUUGGGGAACUUGAAAAUCUAAAGGACCUUCAUAUAUCAGAAAGCACAUUCUAUGGUCCCAUCCCCUCUUGUCUCGGAAAAUUGUCACAGUUGACAAGACUUGAACUUGUUAACAAUCGUUUAAACGGAACAGUUCCAGAAAGCCUUGCAAAGCUUGUGAAUCUAACUUUCUUGCGUCUUUCCGGCAAUCAAUUGGAAGGGUUUAUUCCAGAGAGUGUUUCACAACUGGUGAAUCUGAAUUUACUUGACCUUUCAAACAAUCGUCUCAAUGGCAGCAUACCACGAAGUUUGGGUCAACUUGUAAAUUUGCAAUACCUCGGUCUUGCCAGUAAUGAUUUACAGGGUGACAUUCCAGACAAUUUUGGGCAACUUGUGAAGCUAGUUGAAUUAGAUGUUUCUUUAAAUAGCUUGAGAGGAUCAAUAUCAACAUUUAAAGGAUGGUCAUUUGAUCAGCUCACAAUCUUGAAUCUCUUUGGUAACAAGAUUAGUGGAUCGUUGCCUGAAAAUAUUCACGACAUAAUGCCUGGGUUGAAGUAUUUGCUUCUUGGGAAUAACUCCAUGAAUGGUUCGAUACCAAACUCGUUGUGCAAAAUUUCCACCUUGCUUCGACUUGAUCUCUCCAAGAACAAAUUGUCAGGAGAAAUUCCAGAUUGCUGGCAGGAUAAUCAACAAUGGGAUGAAAUAAACUUGUCAUCCAACAACCUAUCAGGUGGUAUUCCAAGCACAUUCGGUAAUCUUUCCUCGUUGCUGUGGCUGCACGUGAACAAUAACAGUCUUCACGGGGAGCUUCCAAUAUACUUGAGGAAUUUAAAGCAGCUAGUGAUCAUGGAUGUUGGGGAGAAUCAAUUUUCUGGAAGCAUACCGCCAUGGACUGGGGACACUUUUCCCAUGCUACAAAUUCUUAGACUGCGACAAAAUAAGUUGAAUGGUAACAUUCCUUCACAGCUUUGUCAACUCACGUCACUACAAAUCUUGGACCUCGCAAGCAACAACUUAACGGGUUCAAUACCUCACUGCAUUUGUAAUCUUAGUGGAAUGAUUAAAUCCAACAGAUCAAAUGAAGCCAAAGUAAAAUUUGAUUUCAAUUUUUUUACAACCGACUUCAUUGAUGAGUGGCCUACUGAGGAUGUUAUACAAGUUGUGAAGGGGACAGAACUUGAUUACAUCAAAAUAUUGAAGUUUGUGGUGAACAUGGAUCUGUCUGAUAACAACUUGGGAGGAGUUGUUCCUAAAGGUGUAACUCAGCUCAACAGACUGAUUGGCUUGAAUCUGUCUCACAACUAUUUGAAAGGAGGGAUUCCUGAAAGAAUAGGAGAUAUGAAAUCACUUGAAUCUCUCGACAUCUCCUGUAAUAACAUUUCUGGAAAAAUUCCAGAAAGCAUGUCUACUUUAACUUCACUGAGCCACUUAAACCUGUCAUACAAUAAUCUUUCAGGAGCAAUUCCAACAGAGAACCAGUUUUUGACUUUGGGAGACCAACGUAUUUAUGCUGGCAACCCUCAUCUAUGUGGAGUUCCACUUCCAAAUAAGUGUAACGGCGGUGAUUUUGAUGAUCGUGUUCAUGGAAGUGAAGGGUCUGAAGAUGAUGAUAAGGAUUCAGAGAAAGUGUGGUUUUAUUUUGUGGUAGCGAUUGGGUUUGCAGUUGGGUUUUGGUCUGCAAUUGGGACACUCCUGUUAAAGAAGAGUUGGAGAUAUGCUGUGUUUCGCCGAGUAGAUGAUGUGGCAGACGAAAUAUAUGUGACCGUGGCAUUGAAAGUAGCAAAGCUGAAGAGGAUGAUGAGGAAUCAUGUUGAAGUUUGAACCCUCUCCUAGCAUUUGUGAUUUCUUCCCCUUCAUUUUCUCUCUCUCUAUUCCAGUAACUAGAAAAUGUUUUAUGCGUGUGUUGUGUAUUGUAACUGUUUUCUGCACUGUACACUAGCUUCUUGGAAUAAACGACACUAGGAAAUGAAGAAUUGUUAAACCCCCGAAAAAAAAAAUAUUGUUUCUAUCGU